Messenger RNA from Aspergillus versicolor CBS 583.65, 832 nucleotides. RefSeq names its product DNA-directed RNA polymerase II core subunit RPB11. Gene Ontology annotation, biological process: transcription by RNA polymerase II. Gene Ontology annotation, molecular function: protein dimerization activity; DNA binding. NCBI's taxonomy places the organism in Eukaryota, Fungi, Ascomycota, Eurotiomycetes, Eurotiales, Aspergillaceae. The record is from RefSeq and is a predicted model, not a curated record. Gene Ontology annotation, cellular component: RNA polymerase II, core complex. The transcript is spliced from 4 exons. Bases 75 to 464 code for a protein of 129 amino acids.
UUUUGGUCCCUGGUCCCUUUUUUUGGACAUUAAAACCAGUAUCAGUUCAGUUAACUGGGUCCCUCGGAGUCAAGAUGAACGCACCUGAUAGAUACGAGUCGUUCGUCCUUGGGAAUGGCGAAAGCAAAGUCGAAAUGGAGAUUGAUACUCGAAUCCCUUCAUCAGCAAUCUUUACAUUUAACAAGGAAGAUCACACACUUGGAAACCUGAUCCGUUCUCGUCUCCUCCAGAGCUCCCAUGUUCUAUUCGCUGCAUACAAGGUUCCCCAUCCGCUUGUUCCCAACUUCAUUCUCCGUGUUCAAACAGAUGGCGAAAUCGCCCCGAAAGAGGCUGUCAUCACUGCAUGCAACGAGCUAGUGCGCGACCUCGGCAUCUUAUCCCGGGAAUUUACCAAAGAAUACGAGUUGCGCAAGAUGGUUGGAGCUACACAACAGCAGCAAAAUGGUGCUCCGGAUGGAAUAUAGUUAGCACCAUCCACUCAUAAAUUCCGAAAGAUCAGUUUCUUUUCUUUUCUUUUUACGGCCCUGCUGGUUUAGCUCUGUUUUAACGUGCGCAGCUGGUCAUGCGUGCUCUGUCAUAUGCUAGCUCUCCCAUGCUAGCUCUCCCGUUGGCAACCCUCAUUGCCUUCUUUCUUAGUUUCUAUCUUUUGAAUGGAGCUACUAGGUCUCCAAUCUUUUAUCCUCGGUACUGCAUGUGUGGGUGUAGUGGCAUGAUUGAUCGCCGAUGCUCACUUUGGUGGAAAACCCCUUGCUAUAGAAUCGUUUGUAUAUAGUAGAACAUAAUUCAUUAGCAGUCCACCAUCUUGACUACGUAGCUAACAUCCCGUUUCCCC